Molecule: messenger RNA, 1497 nt
Organism: Physcomitrium patens
Lineage: Eukaryota; Viridiplantae; Streptophyta; Bryopsida; Funariales; Funariaceae
Source: RefSeq, a predicted model, not a curated record
UCGCAAGUUUAAAAUGCAAAAAGCUCAUUUCUUUCCCACCCAGAAUAGGUGAUCGGUGCUACGCGUCCAAACUCCGGCGAUCGAUGCUGCGAUUCUGCGAUUCCAGGCCACCGGGCGUUCUAGACAAGUCGGUGAUGUUGCGAUGUCACCGCAUGAGAGCGGAUUCGAUGCACACUCUCCCUCACUCUUUCACUCGCAGAAAGAGAGAGAGAGAGAGACCCAUAUCACAGAGAGUAGAAUAUCACGUUCACCGGCCACUGCGACAAGAGUCGCAUAUAUCGUAACAGUGGCUGGCUCGUUUCCUCGUCUAGAUUCUCAGUGUCUUGGCGUAGAACUCGCAGCUAUGUCGUUUAUUGACACUGGAAGCUCGAUAUUCGUUAUAUCUGUCUGCUUACGAGGUCUCAGUUACUGUUUCACUUUGUGAGGUCUGGGCUCUGGCAAUGAAGUGAGAGUUUGUGGUAGGAUUCGGGGGGUGGAAGCGUGUCAUGUUACUUUGUUGUCAAGUUUGGAAGUUGAGAAGAAGAGUUGGCUGAAGGGACUGCAAUGGGUAUGUGUGCCGUGCGUGGUCCACUGGUGAUGAGGUCAGCUGAAGAGGACGGAGAGGCGACUCCGAGAAGCACGAUGAGCACGAGUAGUUGUGCUAGUGGUUUGUCGCAGGAGCUGGAAGCAGCCGAAGUGGUGGACCAUUAUGAUCGAGACGGUAAUGGUGCUCUGUGGCAGCGAACAAUUCCCAAAGGUAGGCGCUGUCGGCCGCUCUCCUUCUCAGGGAUUAUCACGUAUGACGAGUCGGGGAAUCGGCUUCCGUCUCGGAUUCUAGAGGAAGCCCAUGGAGAGGGGCUCGAUUGAUUUGCCUUGGCUGACGAUAACGUCUUAGCCACAGAAGAGAGGAAUAAACAAAGCUUCAACCUCAUGUUGGAAGCUGAAACGUGAUUGACAGGAGCCGAUGACAGCUCCUGUGUUUCUGCUUGGGGCCACACAACCAUCCGAAAUUACUAUACCGACCAGUUAGUAGUUGAGACUUGCAAUCCUGAUUCAUGUGUUGCAGCUAGAGCUAGACGAGAAGCCGGAACUUUUCACUUUGGGAGAGUACCUGGAGAUUGGACUUGGAGCAUCCACUUUAUCCAAUUUGAUUUUAACACUCGUUAUGUUGCGCAGCUAGCAGGUUUUGCAUUAGUCUAAAUCACUUGCUUAGGGAUUAGAUGCAUCAGUGCUGCUGGAUACAAGCCAGUUUGUCACAUAUUCGAUAAAUGUAGAAAUGUAAACUUUAUUCCGCAGCCAGAACCGUCAUUGUAGCACUUCGAGUAGCUUCGGAGAAGCUGAGUGGACGGAGUGCACCCCUAACACUUUUUUGGACACGGGUGUAAAAAUUACAUAGGUGCGCAGAUUGAGCUUUGUGUGCGACAUCAGAUAGAGAUUAAUGUUUGUUCAGAUUGUUGUCUUCAUUCCAGCGUUGAAGCCAAACACACUCUCAAUCAUAUACGUAUUACUGCCUCACAA